Molecule: messenger RNA, 3000 nt
Organism: Vitrella brassicaformis
Lineage: Eukaryota; Vitrellaceae
Source: the annotation of a GenBank genome assembly
UGAAUUUCAUUCCAGCGAUUCGAGUCAUCCGACCACCACACACACACACACACACACAGCUGGCUACCUCUUCAUCUGGCCUCUCUUGGCACACCACUCCUGCAAGUCCCUCUGCAGCCCCUCCAGCUCACACCGCAGCCGAGCCUUCCUCCCACUCCCACCGCCAUGCUCACCCCCAAACCAGCCCUCUAUCGCACCGCGCAGCCGACACAUCACACUCACAGAGGCACCACACAACACGCCCACCGCAUCAGGCCCCCUCCCCCUGCCGCCCGCCCCCUGCUGUGCAUUCGGUUGUCGGGCCACAGAGAUGGGGCAGAAGUUGAUGAGAGAGUGGAAGAGGUCCUGCCAGAUCUCGUCGCCGCCUCGAGGGAACCUCGCAUUCGGUGCGAGGCCCCAUUGCGGCAUCGACAUUGCUGCUGUGAGGGACGGCCCGGCGUCUCUUGUGGGCUUGGGGUGGAUGGGGAGGGGCUGGAUGUGGGGGUACUUGCCGAAGAGGAGUAUAUGUGCGAUGGCGGCGACACCGGCUAGGUCCGCAUGGUGCAUCCAGGGGAGGCCGCUGAGCAUGGCCGGUGGCAAAAGGUCGUCCGCAUGACAGUCACCUACACACACAAACACAUAAAAGUCCGUUCCCCCUCUCUGUGUGUCGUGUCGUGUCGUGUGUGGGUGUACCUUUGAAGAUGCAGUCUGGGUAGACGGCGUGUGUGUCGAGUGCUCUGCCGAGGUCGAUGCCGAACACGCCGAUGGGCGAGGGGGCGUCCAGGAGCGGAUGGUGGCGUGUAGGCUUGAUGUCGUGAUGCGGUCCUGGUAUGGCGAGGUGUCUACUGCGGUCGGCGGCCAUGUCGGCCACAAUCAGGUUGUCCGUCUGCAGGGGUGAUUGGAGAGCCGCACGUGUGUUGUGUUUGUGUCUUGUGUCUGGUUGUUGCAUCUGUGGUGUUUGUUACCUUGAGAUCGCCAGACAGCAGGCCAACCUGCAAAGGGUAAGAUGGGCACACACAUUGGUGUCGUCUCUCUCUCUCUGUGUCUCUCUCUCUGUCUGCACCUGACCUGGUGCAGCUGCAUGAGCAGCCCCAUGACCUCGUAGACUAGGAAGAACGACACCACCUCACUGCAGUAACGACCCCUGUACCAACCCAGAACACACACAAUACGACACACAUCCACUAAUCCCAUCAAUUGUGUCUCCCAGCCUACCUCAUGAGAAAGAACUCGUUGAUGGCCGUGUGCAUGUCGCAUGCCACAGGCAUCGUCGGCAGCACCAUCACACUCACACCACCCUGACCAUCCCUCCACCCACCACCAUCCCCAGCCAGCCGUCUCGCCACACGGUCCUCGGGGCCGCUCAAGUCGAUGCCGUGCAGUGACAGCGACACGCCCGUCAGCCAAUGGGAUGGCUGGGGGGACUGUGGGGGGCGUGUGUCGGAGAUGAGAGGGGCUCGUCGGUGCAGGGCGGAAGAGGCGUAUAGCUCACGCAAAGCGCUGCCGAAGUAAAAUGUCUACACCAACACGACACACACGAGGGAGAAGGAGAACACAUCUCUCUCUCUCUCUCUCUCUCGAGACACUGUUGCUGUCUCACCUACCUGGAUUUUGACAGCACAUUCCACCGCUUCCGUGCCCCCCUGCUCCCGCCACCUGCCGGCGUGGACCCUCGCAAAGCUCCCACGGCCCAGCACCCGACCCACACGCAACGAACCAUCCCUCCCUCCGACCUUCACGGGCAGAGUGGCGCCUUCCCUGCAGUGGUUGGCCCGGAUGGCGAGGGGGUCUGUGUGCAGCUGGAACAGGCGUGUGGGGGAUGUGUCUGGGGGUCCACGGCUGUGGAGCGGUCCGGGUGAUGCUGAGCCUUUGUUGAUGAGCUGCUGCAGGAUAAGAUGCUCGCGGUAGGUGCGACUGGCGUGGCAGUACGGAUCCACCAGCCUGUGUGUGUGUGUGUGCGGAGAAAGGAGAGACAACAACACACGAUGGAUGGAUCGCCGCCCACCCUCCAUGCAGUCCAUUCCUCUCUCUCUCUCUCUCUCUCCCUCCCUCUCUCCCUCUCUCCCUGACCUGACAGUGAAAAUGCGAUUGCUGGUGAAAGGUCCCCUAUUGUCCGGCAGUGCGAUGCUCACAGCAGCCCGCCAGCGGUCCACCCGGUGUGGCCAAUGGCGGCAGACCUCUCCGGGAUGACUCACACGCACCGAAGUCCUCCCCCUGGUUGGCAGGCUUGUCAUGCACCAGGGGCAGCGGAGGCAGUGAAUCGCGAGGCGGUCGCUGCCCUUCGGGGGCGUGUGGCUGUGAGGGGCUGGCGUGUCGCUGCGAUGGGCGGGGUGAUCGUGGUCCCACCUCAGGGUCACGACACACCUUGGCACCAUCAGCAAUACCUCCUAUGGCGACGGCGGUCGCUGCCGUAGCUCUCUCAGGCUGCAACCGUCCUUGGUCAUGAUGCUGUGCCGCCCCACCACCGGGCGGCUGUUUGCGCUUCUGCCGUCGUCUCAAGGCGUCCAUCUCCGCCUGCAGCCCCUCCACUGGCCGUGCAUGGUGCCGCACACCCAUCGCAUAGACCUGCCCAGCCUCGUCGAAUCGCUCUUCUUUCUCCAGAGAGAGAGCCCACGCAUGAAAGAACAGCGCGGGAAGCGACGAGUGGGCGGACUGCUGCUGGUGCUGUUCGUAGAGCUUCUCGAAGGCGGCGGCUGGGUGGGCAGAAUUGCACGCUGCAGAGAUGGCCGCCUUCUCCUCUCGCGAAGCGAAGGACGCCAGCAGGCCGUCGGACCCUGGUGCAGCUGCUGGUCUUUGUUGGCCUCCGUCAUGCUGGUGGUGGGCAGGGUAGCUGCAUCUGUCAUCCUGAUGGUUGGCUAACGGCUUCCGGGCCGCAUUGUUGGCCACCGCCGGGGCAUUGAGAGGCGGUGGGUAGGGUGGUUGGUUGUUGUUGCGGUUGAAGCGGCUCGGGAACAGGGCCUUGAGCAGCUCCUGCGAGGGGAGAUUCUUGCUGCCGCUCUCCAUCCUCACCGUUGUGCGGUG